Molecule: messenger RNA, 1063 nt
Organism: Penicillium cinerascens
Lineage: Eukaryota; Fungi; Ascomycota; Eurotiomycetes; Eurotiales; Aspergillaceae
Product: tudor domain-containing protein
Exons: 3
Coding region: 11-874 (287 amino acids)
Biological process (GO): negative regulation of DNA-templated transcription
Molecular function (GO): DNA-binding transcription factor activity
Source: RefSeq, a predicted model, not a curated record
AUCGACGAUCAUGUCCGACGUGGCCGCCCUCGAGGCAGAGGUGAGGGAGUUCAAGCUUCAGCUUGAAACGGUCGACUCCAGCUUGCAGGUAGAUCCCGAUAACUUGGAACUCCAAAGCCUCAAGACUGAACUUGAAGAACUCAUAACCCUCACCGAAACUUCCAUCGCCGAACUCAAACCACCAGCGACCGCAUCCCACUCGGCCCCGCCGCCUCCCAAGGAGUCUUGGAAAGAGCAGGGGCCUCGCAAGCCGAGAGAUGAAAACACGGAAGAGCCACACCCCGCACCUCCCGCUUCAUUCCGCGUCAAUGACAACGUCCUGGCCCGCUGGGUGUCGGGCGACGGCUCCUUCUAUCCCGCGCGCAUUACUUCCAUCACCGGCUCUUCUAGCAACCCCAUGUAUCUGGUGUCGUUCAAGUCUUACUCGACCAAGGAGAACUUGACCUCCAAGGAUAUUCGUCCCGUCGCGGGCUUUGAUCGGAAACGCAAGGCUGAUGGAACUCCAGGCAGUUCGGGGUCACCAUCUCCCGCACCGCCGCCACCGAACGUGAUCUCGGCGGCGGCCGACAUCAAUCCCACUCUGGCCAACCAGGCCCGGCAGGAACCCAGCAAGGCCGGAGAUGGUCCAGCGCGGCCAGCCAAGGUGCCGCGCAAGGUGAAGGCCAACAAGGAGCUCGAGGAGGGAAAGAACAAGUGGAAGGAUUUUGCGGCCAAAAGCAAGGGCAAGGGCAAGUUCGGAAAGAAGGACAGCAUGUUCCGCACCGGUGACAGUGUCAAUGCACGAGUGGGGUUCACGGGGUCUGGCCAGCAGAUGCGCAAGGACCCAACCCGGUCACGCCACAUCUAUCAGCAGGCUGAUGAUGAGGGUUAUUAGAAGGCCGGUUUGAAAUGCAGUGGCCAUGGCUACGUCAAGUUCUAUUCUGAUAUCUAUUUCCUCGGUGUUUAUUGGAUCAUCCUUCAUGUGCCCAUCGCUAACUGGAUCGGCGAUGCAGAUACAGCGAUUAUAUGUAUUUCGCACUCGGAGUUAUUUGUUCAUAGAGUCCCUUUCUCUUCGAGUUUCGAC